ACUUCCCGCCUUGCCGCUGUACUUCCGCGAAGUUGUAGUGUAAUUCUUUCGCAUUCAACUCCCAAGCUUCUUGUAUCCUACUUUUGUCCUACAUUAUUCAAACCAAUUUCCUUUCAUUCGCUUCUCUUUUUUUAUGCUUUUCCCUUUCACCUAAGUCGUCCAUUAGGUCAUUGUUUUCACUUCCUUGUUGUUUUUAUUAUACCACUUAAAGUAAAUGUGCAUUACUGCAUUACUGCAUCACUGCGUAAUCCCGCCGCUCCUUUGAACACGUCGCAUACCCACCUGUCGCGCAUAUCACCAAUGGCCAUCGGCCUAACUUAAGUCUAUCUCUGAGACCAAUCCACCUUAGCUACGUUGCUUGAUAUUUCCUGCGGGUAGCCGAAGAAGCUGAGACUUCCCUUUCGAAAACCUGCCGGCUCUCUGGAAUCGCAGUGACCGGUCCAGGUGUUUCCCCCUACUUCGUAUUACCAACAGGAACUUGCGGGAAGGCGGCAAGGCGAACAAGGUCUUUAGCUGUAAAACUCUGGGGGAAGAAGGAGAUGAAAGUUUACAAACGACAAACUCAAUUACCAACUCCUCCCGUCAUGGAGGACCGAAUUUAACUGUUCCGCAUCUACGCCUAUCCGUAUCGACAGGUCAUAUUUGAGCUGGAAAUGCCGGUUCGAAAAGUUGUACCGCGCACAGAAUCCCGGAUACUAACCCACAGCAAUCAGACAUGGCCGACCAGCGAGUAUAUACGCCUUCCGGCUCACGGGGCGCCGUUCGACGACACUUUCGCUCGAGCUCCCAGUCGCAGUCCCAUUCGCCAACCCACAAUUCGCUUCGUCCCAGUGACGACUUGCUUUCCCAGCUUACACCCCUCGCGGCAGUCGAUGCCCUUCAGUCUCCUACAGGAGCUUUAAAACAAUGUAUGGACAGAGCCUCGGCCUCCGAGCAAGCCUUUGCGAUGAGAACGGCGACCGCCUCCCAGAAGAUACGCGAGUGGUACGAUGAGCUCUCUAGCUGGCCUUGGCCUAAGGAUAGCUCUUCCGCCGGUUUUAAGAUGCCAUCUGGUAAGAGAAAGGACCCGUCCGACCCGAAGACGCCAGGAGAUGAUUCCAACGACGAGUUGGCGGAAUCUGGCUUGCUUUUUGAUGGAGGUUACCUUGGUAGUCUACCUGCCGCCGACGUAGACCGAUACGAGAAACGAGUCGAAAGGAUACGACGGGACUUAGACGAGUUAGAUCUGGAGGAGAUUAAGAAUCAAGUUUUACAUAACCAUAUCAUGCCGCUUUCACGACCUGGCACUCCUCUGUUCGAAGGCGACCGCUCUCUCACGUCCACUCUUAUGUUCUCGAAGAUGGAAGAUUUGACUGCGGUUGUUACCGCAAUCACCAUACAGGCCCUGCCUUGCCUAUCCAGACUGUCAAGGCUAUUGAACAUGUGGGCCGUGCGGUUUGUCGUCCUGCGGAAAGUACCGUCUUUGCAUUUCAUGAUGGCGGAUGCCAAGAUGGCUUUGCGUUCUGGCUGGAGCGCCAUCGAGUCGGCUGAGUCAGGUCCUGCAAGUUCGACCGGACACGAUAACUUAAAAAAGAAGCCCCGACGACUCACUAGAAAUGAGUUUGAGAUCAUAAAGGGCGUCAUACAGAAGAAGAUAAUGAAACCAGGCCAAGUCCUAGACUCCAUGCUUGAUUCUCUAGAAGGAUCAACGGAUACCUUACCGGAUGAGUGGUUGGAUCGCAUGGAAGCAAUUGAAAAAGAUUAUGCUUCGUGGGAAACAACUGCUGAACGAAAAGUUCGGGAGAACGAGACACCUGGCUCAUUUAAGGGAUCUCCAGCGCACGGGUCUCGUAUGGGACCCGAAACUCCCCGACCGAAGAUCAAGGUCCAUGGCCCAAGUCCGACUAGGCUAGAGGAAUCUGAUGUCAGCCAGUUUGCCUCACCUCCGAUGCCAUUCGAUCCCUCUCCGGCAAUUAGGCCUGGACGAAGGCCGAGCUUACCCAACCCCGAGCCAUCGAGAAGAAGAUCUACGAUUUCUUCCCGAAAGGACGGUGGGGUGAGACUCUUGACCGAGGAACGAAGUAAAAUCAUCCGGAGGUCGGCUUCGCAAACCUUUGAUCCAACAAGACAUGUAACAUCUCGGCGUGAUAUCGACUCGGGAAGUAUGAUCAGGGGGCAGAGCUUCAGUUACGACGGUUCUCACGAAAGACGGCCUCCAAAGAUCGCAACGGCCAAGUCGACCGGUGCGCUGCCCAAUACUGCACGUCUUCCUCAGGGCAGACAACCUCGAGGUCAAGCACAAGAUAAAUUUAAAAAUAGGCAGGGAGCAGGGAGCAGUCAAACUAAUCCUGUGCUAGGUGAAGUUAAUCGCAACAUCAUUCGCAGCCACUCCCAGGAACCCAACAAGCCCAAUGCAACUAUCGGGGGUGGAGCAACUUUACUUGAUGAAGAUGAUCUUGAAUUCUUGGAGCCUUCGGUUCUAGAAGCAGUGGAUGAGGAACGAGAAGAGCCCGAUUUGCCCCCAGCUCGGUUCGAAGAACGGAAGGGCAGCAUGGGGUCUGUCGCUUCUACUGUCAUACAUGGUUCCCCCAGCGGUGGCGUCUUUCUAGGUCACUCUGAUAAUGGGUCCUUCAGAGAGGGAUCUAUGGAGCCAGAUCUACCACGUUUACCGGACCCUGAUGAGCCAUUCUCGAGUGAUGGUAUGAGUCCACCUAGCUCACCACCCUUGCGCUACAAGACUCGGUCUACCUCUGUUACUUUUAAGGAUGUUCCUGAGGUCGCUCACUUGCCACAAUUCAGUAGCACUCCACCCCGGAGCCCCAUCGAGCCAUCUGGAAUCAUAGAUGGUGAUGGCUCGUUUGAAUACGAUAGUCAGUCCGGUAGUCCAGGCCGUACGAGCACAUUCAGCUCUCUCAGCGAGGACGAACACCUUCAGCAACAGAUUAGCGAUAUCCUCCAGUCUAUCCCGGCUAAGAUCCGUCUUAAGAGGACACCCGGCGUCAAUCUGAAUCCGCCCGACUUUCAGUACCCCUCACGGCCUAAACCCAAAACCUCGGACGGUACACGCCGAAGCAACUCUGGACUGUCCUCACGUGGUGAAACUCCAUCCUUCUCUCGUAGUGGAACUCCUUCGUUCAUGUUAACUCCAGCGAGAGAACCUCGCCCAAGGUCAAAAAGCAGCCAGGGAAUUAGAGUUUACCACCUGUCGCGAUCCACCGGCGAGCCUCCGCUCAAGCUACUAGUCCGUAGUGUCGGAGAGAAUGGGGAAAGAGUUAUGGUUCGAAUCGGUGGCGGCUGGGCUGAUCUGGGCGAAUACCUUCGGGAGUACGCAAUACAUCAUGGCUCACGAUCUAGAGGCGAAAGCAAGGUAGAUAUCAAGGAUCUACCAACUGCACCCCCUGCCACAGGGUCAAGUCCAGCAAGCCGACCUAGUUCUUCUAUGGGUUCUCCGGUUUCACCCCUUGCAAUCCGCAAGACUAGAAGGAGCGUGGGUUCUGAAGGGGCCCCAUUAAAAUUCCCAAAUACACCUUUCGCUAGUCUUCCAAAUGAUGCAGAAACUCCGGCUUCAGAAAUAUCAAAUAGGUCGCGCUCCUCGUCGCAUAUGGAAUGGGAUGAGGAGGAUAGCGCUCUAGGUCUGGCGGGUCCGAAAGGGAGACGCGUAGAUAUGAGUGACGAAAGCCGAGCUUGGGUCGAGAGUGUGAAGGAGAAGGUCCGCAUCGCUAGUAACGAUCGCGUACCGCCUCCAGAGCAACGAAUAGAUACGAAGUUCGGCGAGAUAAGCAAAGUCGGGGGUACUAAACGGUUGUUCAGGAAGCACUAGGGAUAUCUCUACGACCCGUAACGUACUUUGAUCUCAAACGGAGUUGCGUUAGGGGAGUAAAUCAUGGAGUUGGAAUUGCUCUGGGGAAGGGGAAAAGGAGAGGAAUAGGAAUAUUCCGUGAGAAUAAACCCGGGAAUGAGGAUUCGGUUCGGUUAGCAUUCCAGGCCGGUGUUGAACGGUUCUUGUGAGCAGGCGGCCCUGCGGUUCGGGCCGCCACUACUGUGCACUUUCACACACAUAUAAGUUUCUUUUUGUUGUCAAGCAUUUAUCUAUUGCUGAACCAAUACCCCCUCUUUUCUUGACAAUCAUUUGGCACUCGAAGGAGUGUUAGGACAUUCGUCCGUUUACAGACAGCACUUUAAAUGCGUAAAAGCAAGUAAAUACUACAUUCAUAUUGAA
This is a messenger RNA of Daldinia loculata, 4198 nucleotides long. RefSeq lists its product as uncharacterized. The transcript has a single exon. NCBI's taxonomy places the organism in Eukaryota, Fungi, Ascomycota, Sordariomycetes, Xylariales, Hypoxylaceae. The coding region runs from base 716 to 3799 and encodes 1027 amino acids. Gene Ontology annotation, molecular function: microtubule binding. The record is from RefSeq and is a predicted model, not a curated record.